Messenger RNA from Striga asiatica, 3116 nucleotides. NCBI's taxonomy places the organism in Eukaryota, Viridiplantae, Streptophyta, Magnoliopsida, Lamiales, Orobanchaceae. The record is from the annotation of a GenBank genome assembly.
AUCGGCCAACUCUAUUAUCCUUUUAUACUUUUUCAACCCCAACUCUUUUUCCAAAUUUCAGUUAGGUUCCGUAACCCCCACCGGCCAACACGAUUGGUCGAUAUCCAUUUCAUUCAUCCGUCUCCACUCUUCUCCUCCGCUGCUGCUCAUGUGAACACUGCGAGAUAAUCACCUGAAAUUCUACGCCCGAUCUCAAAUUCUCAACCUCAAAUGGCCGCCAAAUUUCCAUCGUAAAUCCACAUCCGAAGAAUUCGGGUUCGUAUGGCGUCAGCAAUAUCGCCGGUCCCCGUUAUUUGCUCCGCAAGAGCCACUCAGAGCACCAAGAGGAGUCCCUUGAAGAGAGACAGUAAAAGCGUCGGCCUCGACAAGGAGCAGAGGCCGAGCAGGAAUGGUGGUGGGCUGAGGAACGUCGUUGAAGUCGUGCAGAAAGACAUAGCGUUUUUGAAAGCGGGUUUUAGCAAGGGAUUGCGGUGGGCCAACAAAGCGUUUCGAGUUCCGGAGGUGUCGAAGUCCGUGGAGGAUCUGAUAUGGCUGCGGAAUGUGGAGGACCCUCAGGCGGUGUCCUCUGGGUUUCCGUCUUGGCCUGAGCCUUACUAUCCAGAGCUCUCUGGUGUUGAUCUAUUUCUGGCUGAUCUCAAAGCCAUGGAGGUUUAUGCUAGCUAUUUUUAUUAUCUAUCCAAGAUGUGGACAAAGCCUCUUCCUGAAAUGUAUGAUGCAGAGGAAGUUACAGAAUAUUUCACCUUGAGGCCUCAUGUAGUAGGUCUCCGACUUCUUGAGGUCUUUAUUGCCUUUGUUUCCGCCACAAUCAAAUUCAGGAUUUCUUCAAUCAGUUCUGCUGCAGAGGCACAUGCUGGAGGAAAUGAUUCUGAUUACAAUUUUGGGAUGGUAUUGAAAGAAACAAUGUUAAACCUGGGACCCACUUUUAUAAAAGUUGGUCAGUCCCUUUCUACAAGACCAGAUAUUACAGGUUAUGGAAUUUCAAAGGCACUUUCAGAGCUGCAUGAUCAGAUCCCUCCUUUCCCCCGGGCUAAAGCAAUGAAAAUCAUUGAAGAAGAAUUAGGCUCUCCUGUGGAGACAUUUUUUAGCUUUGUCUCUGAGGAACCUGUGGCUGCAGCUUCAUUUGGGCAGGUUUACAAGGCAAGUACACAUGAUGGGCUUGAUGUUGCUGUGAAAGUUCAGCGUCCCGACUUACGCCAUGUUGUUGUUAGAGAUAUUUAUAUCCUUCGUAUUGGGCUAGGAAUUUUGCAAAAGGUAGCAAAAAGGAAAAAUGAUCUUCGUCUGUAUGUGGAUGAACUUGGAAAAGGCUUGGUUGGGGAGUUAGAUUACAACUUGGAGGCAGCUAAUGCUUUAGAAUUCAUGUUUCUUUCUACUCUGCUGAUCCUGAAGUUCAUUCUCGCUUUCAAUUUAUUUGUUCACCAAAAGUAUUACAAGAGAGUUUUAACUAUGGAAUGGAUGGCUGGUGAAAGUCCAAGUGAAUUAAUAUCUAUGUCCACUCAGGAGUCUAGACGAAAGCUUCUUGAUCUGGUUAACAAAGGUGUGGAGGCUUCACUGGUCCAACUUCUUGAGACUGGCCUAAUGCAUGCCGAUCCACAUCCAGGAAAUUUGCGGUACAUACCUGGGAAAAUAGGGUUUCUUGAUUUUGGGUUGCUCUGUCGGAUGGAAAAGAAACACCAAUUUGCAAUGCUUGCUUCCAUUGUGCACUUAGUAAAUUGCGAUUGGGCAAACCUUGUGCAGGAUUUGAUUGAAAUGGAUGUUGUAAGACCUGGAACAAACAUUAGGCGUUUUACCAUGGACCUGGAAGAUGCAUUGGGGGAGUUGGAAUAUAAGGACGGAAUGCCAGAUGUCAAGUUUAGUCGGGUACUGAGUAGAAUUUGGUCUGUAGCACUAAAGUAUCAUUGCCGCAUGCCACCAUACUACGUACUUGUUUUGCGCUCUCUGGCAUCUCUGGAAGGAUUAGCAGUAGCUGCAGAUCCAAGUUUUAAAACAUUUGAAGCUGCAUAUCCGUAUGUUAUCCAGAAGCUUCUUGUUGACAAUUCUGCUGCCACUAGGAAAAUCUUACAUUCGGUUGUAUUUAACAACAGAAGAGAGUUCCAGUGGAAAAGGCUUGCUGUUUUCCUAAGGAUUGGAGCAACUAGGAAACAGCUGCAAUCAUUGGUGCCAGUAAAUACUCAAACUUCUCUCACUCAGUCGGCAGAUGAGGUUGCCCGCACAGUAGAUCUUGCAAAUCUGGCUUUGAAAAUUUUACCAUCUAAAAAUGGUAUUGUCCUAAGAAGGCUCCUUAUGACUGCGGAUGGAGCUUCAUUGGUAAGAGCAUUCGUCUCGAAUGAGGCAAGUCCCUUUCGCCAACAAAUAUGCAAAAUUGCUGCCGAUGUACUUUUCCUAUGGAUGUGUGAAGCUAUACAGAAAGGCCUCUCCUUUGCCAGAAUCCGUAGCCCGGUUCUGGUCCCAGGUGGGGCCCACGGACCACUGAUAAAAUCGAAUGGCAAUGAAUACGAAACCGUCCUCAGAGAUCGACGGCUCAGAAUUAUCUUCUUUAAGCACUUCAACUCUGCCAGGAAGGACCCGUUACUUGUGUUGAGGUUUUUCUGGACUUCGCUCGUAAUCUUGUUCACAGCAUUUUCUGUAGCUUGCGGCAGAGUGUUGGCUUCUCUAACCGGAGAUUAUUUGAGCCGUUUGUCGUAUAAUUCGAACCGAAUUGCAACUGCUGCCUGAGGUGCAUGCAUGCAUGGACACAGGCAUCGGAUGUUGGGGAAGACGAUGGCACCAGGGAUUUAGAUCUGACAAUGUAAAUAACUAAAUAUGCAUAUAAGAUACAUGAGUUACCUUAUUUAAUGCUAAUUCUUACAUUGUAAAUGUGCAUAUAAGUUAAGAUACAUUCUUCAAUUUUUCCUUACUAAUGCAAGUAACCUCAAAUCUUCUAAAUCAAGAUGCCAUGCAUGUAUCAUUUGGCAAAUUUGAUCGAGUGUGUAUUGAUCGGACAGUUAAAAAACCUGUGGGAAGUUGAGUUGAAAUUCAUCCAUUCAUGAUUAAAUACAAUAGUAUCAAUUCCCUUACAAGCAGUUUAUUGAACUUUUAGCUUUCUCUAUGAUUGUUAGUUGGCAUUCAAUCAAAAGGGC